AUGUCCGGAGAUGUUAUGGGGGUGGACGACGGAGGGGAUCCUGUAGUCACCGAGGGUGAUAGUGACACUCGAUAUCUGGAGGAGAUAUUGAACAUUGUCGAGUACACCGUGUCGUUGACAGGGUUGGAGAAAUCUUUGUUGGAGUGCGUUGAGGCAGACAACCUAUUUUUGAUUAAAUUUUCUUUGGUGGUCAUAGGGACAGUCCUUGCGCUGAAAACGGGCUGCGAUAUCACUUCGGGGUACUUGCACUCCCUUAUGGUUACCAGGGACAUUCGCCACAAGAACGGGGCAACUGCCGGGUUCAGGUAUCUGAUGAACUCAAUUUUCAGAUUCCGAAAUAAGGCCACGAAGAAUGUGUCUGGCUGCACCUUAUUCCUCCAGUUGGUGUACUUGACUCACGUGGAGUGGAACUUUGGAUAUGUCGACCGAACAGUGCUCCCCGUUGAUUUUUGGGGUAGUAAACAAUGUAAGUCCGCUUACAAAUUUGUGAAAGACAAUGGGGGUCCCAACAGCGACAAGAUAACGCUCACUUCGAAUCCUGUAAUACUGCCCAACUACUACUCCGACUCGGAAGGAAGAAAGAGCAGUGACCACUUUGUCAGCUCUAUCAACGAGUUGAAGGAGUACUUCUCCAAUGAGUUAAAGUCUCAGUUGAGAUCAUUUUCUUUGAAAUUUAUGGACAAAGGAGAAGGUGUAGGUGGUAUUGACCGAGAGUUGGAGGAGGAUGCUGCUGCGGAAACGGGGAAGAAGGCGGAGUGCAGCCAGGCCGUGGAGGAGUCCCCAUUGAAGUCCCCUGUCCAUUCGAAGACUAAUGUUGUUGGUCUAUCCGACGAAAAUGUGGUGGAAUCUGUAAGUACGCCUUCACUAUCUGUUACAAAAUCUGUUGAAGAUGAAGGUGCUGCACAUAAGACCUUCGACGAUGAGGACUUUGAUAUAGUCGAAGUGGCAUCUUUCUGGAAUAAAGGCAAAACCCUCGUCAAAUCAAAGAAGACACAGUCAGAGAAUGUGCCUUUAAUUGAGGAUGACUUCAACGAUAAGGCGUACGAGCAAUUUGUUGAGUCGGGCAGAACUGUUGUCGGGCCUUUCAAGACGAAGGAAGCGAUCCCCCGUAACCAAUAUGGGUUUUACAAGUUUAUUUUUAGCAACACAUUAGAUCCGAGUUACAUUGAUUACAAUUGA
Messenger RNA from Cannabis sativa, 1179 nucleotides. RefSeq lists its product as uncharacterized. Lineage: Eukaryota; Viridiplantae; Streptophyta; Magnoliopsida; Rosales; Cannabaceae. Bases 1 to 1179 code for a protein of 392 amino acids. The record is from RefSeq and is a predicted model, not a curated record. The transcript is spliced from 4 exons.